This is a messenger RNA of Mercurialis annua (annual mercury), 1552 nucleotides long. Its product is annotated as cytochrome P450 81Q32-like. Gene Ontology annotation, molecular function: monooxygenase activity; heme binding; oxidoreductase activity, acting on paired donors, with incorporation or reduction of molecular oxygen. The record is from RefSeq and is a predicted model, not a curated record. Lineage: Eukaryota; Viridiplantae; Streptophyta; Magnoliopsida; Malpighiales; Euphorbiaceae. The coding region runs from base 1 to 1479 and encodes 492 amino acids. The transcript has 2 exons.
AUGGACGAAACUGCGUCAAACACAAUAAUGAUCACUUUGUUUCUAGCUUCAUAUUUAUUGAUUAAAAUAACAAGAAAGCGACCCAAAAACCUUCCCCCAACUCCACUUUCUCUUCCGAUCAUCGGCCACCUUCAUCUUCUAAAGAAACCCCUUCAUCAAGCCCUCAACAACCUCUCGCAGAAAUACGGCCCCAUAAUCAGCCUCCGUCUCGGAAGCCACCGAGCAAUUAGUAUAUCAUCAGCAUCCGCUGCGGAAGAGUGCUUCACAAAGAAUGGCGCUGUUUUCGCGAACCGCCCUCAUUCCUUGUUCGGCAAGUACGUAUCAUACAACAACACUGGUCUUGUAUUAGAGGACUACAAUGACCAUUAUCGAAACCUUCGACGUAUUGUCACCGUUGAAGUCUUAUCUUCCAAUCGUCUGAAUAAGUUUUUAAGCAUUCGAGCAGACGAAGUCAAGUUUUUACUCGGCAGGCUUUAUAGAGUUUCUUGCGAAGGCUUUGCUAGGGUUGAGUUGAGGCCACUGCUUAUGGAUCUUGCAAGUAACAUAAUUAUGAGGAUGGUUGUAGGAAAGAGAUACUACGGCGAUGAAACGAACGCGGAAGAGGGAAGACGAUUUCGGAAGAUAGUGACAGACUUUGAGGAAUGUUUUGAGAUGAUAUAUAUUGGAGAUGUGAUUCCUAGUUUGAAAUGGACUGAUUUUGGGAGAUCUGCAAAGAAAUAUAUGAAUCUUGGCCAACGUUUUGAUUCAUUUUUGCAAGGACUCGUCGAUGAGCAUCAUAUGGACAAGAACAGAGAUACGAUGAUCAAUCAUUUGCUUGCUAUGCAGGAGUCUGAUCCACAUUCUUAUUCUGAUGAAAUUAUCAAAGGCCUCAUUCAGGUUCUAUUCUUGGGAGGAGCAGAAACCUCAGGCGUGACUAUAGAAUGGGCAUUCAUAAAUCUGCUCAACAAUCCGAGGGUACUAAAGAAACUAAAAGAAGAAAUCGACACUAAAAUUGGCGAAGAUCGCUUAAUUGAAGAAUCCGAUUUGCCGAAUCUAAGUUACCUACAAAAUGUCAUAUCUGAAAACUUCAGAUUGUGUCCAGUUUCUCCAGUACUUGCACACAAGUCAUCAGAAGAUUGCACCAUCGGAGGAUUCGACGUGCCUGCAAAUACAAUGUUAUUUGCGAAUGCUUGGGCCAUGCAUAGGGAUCCUACGGUAUGGGAUGACCCAACAAGUUUUAAACCAGAAAGAUUUGAAAAUAAUGGUGAUCAAAGAUUCAAAUUACUGGCAUUCGGACAGGGAAGGAGAUCUUGUCCGGGAGAGGGCUUAGCGAUACGAACCAUAAACCUGACUUUGGGUUCACUGAUUCAAUGCUUUGAAUGGGAAAGGGUUGAUGGACAAGAGAUUGAUACGAGGGUGAAGGUCACAUCAGUUAUGAUCAAAGCUGAGCCCCUCCAAGUCAUCUGCAAGCCCCGUCCAAUUCUACAUAAGCUUUUCUAAGCUUCUAGGGCAAUUAGUUCCAAAAGUGUCUAAACAAUUGGUUUUGUAAUUUGGUGAUCGAACUGUCAUUUGU